Molecule: messenger RNA, 880 nt
Organism: Sipha flava (yellow sugarcane aphid)
Lineage: Eukaryota; Metazoa; Arthropoda; Insecta; Hemiptera; Aphididae
Exons: 1
Source: RefSeq, a predicted model, not a curated record
AUAUCGUUUUACUACCAGACGAAAUUCAAAAAAAAAAAAUGGGAAAGCCUAAGAGACAACUAUUUACGAUACAAAAAAGAAAUAAAAAGUACAACAGGACAAGCCUCUAAUAAGUAUCAAAAUUGGCCGUGGGCAAGUCAGUUACAAUUUUUAGACAAAACUUUAGCUCCAAGACAAACGACAUCCAAUAUUACAACUGACAUUCCAUUAGAGAUACAGACACAAGAAUUAACAUCUCCUUCACAGAUAACUUCUCCACAGGCAUCAACAUCAUUUUUAGACGUCGAAGAAUCGGAUGAUCCAGAAUUACACACGCGUACUGAUUCUACAUUACCAGCACCAAAGAAAAUCAAAACAAAUAGUAAAGAACCUAAUGAUCAGCAUGUUGGUGUAAACAAAGUCAUUAGUUAUCUGGAGAAUAAAAAGAAACCUACACAUGAUAGUGUCAACCACUUAUUUCUUAGUUAUGCAGGAACCUUCAAAAAGUUUUCAGAGAGAAAUCAAAUACAGAUUAAACUAGAACUUGCUAAAUUAUUCGGUGACAUGGAAUUAAAAGAACUAGAUGAACGCGGCCCUUCAAGUUCACUCUCCAUGCGUUCUUCAAUCAGCAAUUAUUCAACCGACUGUGAUUUUCUUCAACCAAAAUCAAAUGCAUUUAAAAACGUAAUGUCAUCAUCAGAAAACUAUUCUAAAGGGUAUACAUAUUGACAUUUUUCUGUUCGUGUUAAUCGAUAAAACGAUAAUAUAGUCCUUAAAAUUUGUUCGAGUUUCGUGUUAACCGAAAUAAUUCGUAUAAACCGAGGAGAUAAAAAAAACCCUAUACAUAUUAUAGUAUACUUUCUCGGGACCGAAAAACUGGUUCGCGUUAUCAAAUAAUUUG